Scaptodrosophila lebanonensis is the source of this 745-nucleotide messenger RNA. Its product is annotated as protein D2. The transcript has 2 exons. The coding region runs from base 46 to 624 and encodes 192 amino acids. NCBI's taxonomy places the organism in Eukaryota, Metazoa, Arthropoda, Insecta, Diptera, Drosophilidae. The record is from RefSeq and is a predicted model, not a curated record.
AAAAAUUGCCUCAAUCUGUUGUGCUAGGCUGUUCAAUUGUGAAAAAUGUCUGCACCCCCCAUUUGCGAACCGGGCGAAUGCUUCAUGCAGCAUAAAAUCAUACCGGAUAUUGUCAAAACUGCGCCCAUGGCCAUGGCUCAGGUGACCUAUGCCGGGGGCUUGGUGGUCAACAAAGGUGAUGAGCUGACACCCACCCAGGUAAAGGCUCCGCCCACUGUGGAGUGGCCAACCGAGCCGGGCGCUCUAUACACACUGCUGCUAACCGAUCCAGACGCGCCAAGUCGCAAGCAACCCAAGUUCCGGGAAUGGCAUCACUGGCUAGUUGUGAAUAUACCAGGCAAUGAUAUCGCCAGUGGCGAAGUUUUGAGCGCCUACGUUGGCUCUGGACCACCGCAGGGCUCCGGCUUGCAUCGCUAUGUGUUUUUGAUUUUCAAACAACCCCAGAAAUUGACUUGCAACGAGAAACGCAUACCCAAGACUAGUGGCGACGGACGUGCUAACUUCAAUACCGAAAAGUUUGUGGCCAAAUACAAGUUGGGCAAUCCUGUGGCGGGCAAUUUCUAUCAGGCCCAGUGGGAUGACUACGUGCCGAAGCUCUACAAGCAGCUCUCUGGAAAGAAGUAGCAAGCAACUUGAUUGAUAAUUGUUAUUGUCUUUUUUUGUUAGUUUUCAAAAAUUGUGAAGUAUUGUUCUGCAAACUGGCGAAUAAAAGUUCAUUCGAGCGUGGCGGGUGAACACAAAAUAA